GGUACCGAGCCUGGGCUUUCCGUGCUGUAGCGCUGCUUUCUGCCCCUGGGUCUGGGCUGGAGGCAACUCGGCUACAUAUUUAAAUAUUUUUUAAUGUUGCUGCUCAACAUCACAAGCUGUUUGCAGAAGAGUUUUAGUGAAUUUAGUACAAUGGAAUCCCUAGGUUUAGUGACAAGACUCAGAUUACACAGGUAGAAUUUCCUCCUUUCAGGCCUUGAUAGCUGACAGCUUUUAAAAGAUUUGGCUUGAGAUUGUUGUCACAUGGGUUUUGGCUUUGAAAGGGAUUAUUUUAUAGAUAACUGACUUUAUGGGUGGUCUAUGUAUUUGUAGGGGAGGGAAUUAUUUUUUUUGUGUGGUUCUUUCAGGUAUUAACAACCCUGAAAAAUACGUACCUGCCAUUUUCCACACUGUCUCAAAACGAGCUGCUGAGAAACCAGAUGUGAAUCAGAUAGUUUUUAUUAUUCUGUUCAAAUUUAUAUGCAAGCAUUCUUCUUCCUUACUGAAGCUGAGGCAAGAAUCAGAUUUCUUAAGAAGCACAUGCAAAGUGGUUUUGUCAGCAUAUAAAGGAGAGGUGGGGCUUUAAUGUUCUUGUUUUGGUGGUUAUUUAUGUGAAGACUGCGUUCUAAGGAAGAAAAUCUGUAAGUGAUGUAGAUAUAGCAUCUGAAGGUAUUGGUGAGGGAGUAACUUGAGGAUACUAAAGCUGCCUCUGAUAUUGCAGACAUUUAUCACAGUAAUAAUGGUGUUGCAGUAGUUACCCUUAGUUUGGGAAGUCUGUUUGGCAGUGCUUGGGUCCUCUUUUAUUUCUGCUUCUCUGAGCUUGUGUGGGGACAGGGAUGGAGCAUGAAAUGCAAAACUCAAACGAGUUAUGUUGUGCCUUGAACUUGUAAAUGUGCACUCUGCCCUGAGGAAGCAAAACCACUGAAGUCAGUUGAGAAGAAGUGGUCCUGGAAGAUCUGGUGUAUUUAGAGGAAUAAAUUCAAAUAGAUUUCCAGAUCUUGCUGCUUUAUUUAAAGGGCCAUUUUUGACUUUUACAAGGUGUUGGUAAACGUCCUGUUAUACUGAACCAGAAUUUAGUUUCGCACUUGGCUCUAAACGAGCAAAAUGUUGGUCUGUGCUAGGACUGAAUAGGUGUGGUUUGUUGGUGGUUGGGUACAGAGAACAAAUACGAGAUUUCCUCACUUCCAGAACUGUUUGUACCUCCUGAGCAACACUAACCACAGCGUGUGCAGGCAAUAAUAUGUGCCAUAUCCUGUGCUGUGAUUCCAUUUCAAAUAAACUUUAUGUCCUGGGGCUAAUCUUUGGGGUUUUUUCCUGUGUAGUACGUACAGGUUCUCUUGUUCUCCUUUUUGAUGAUGCUGUGGGAGUUGCCCCACUGAAGUCAGGAGGAGCAGUAGAAGGCUGAGUUGAUAUUCGGUGUCAGUGUUUUGUGUCCUCCGUACACAAACCUUCAGGCCCUUUGUGCCCCAAGGCCUGGGGGUGUCCAGGGGGCAGGGGCACAGCUGUGGGCACUGCUGCAGUUUGGAUCAAAGCCCUUUUUUGUUUGGCCUCAGCAGGUGAGUACAGAUGGGACCAGGGCUUCAGCGAGCACAUUCCCCGGGAACGAGCAACUUCCAAGUCUUGGGGGUUUGUCACUGGAAUCCAGCUCUUGGGCCUGCAGCUCCACAAAAAUAGCCCCUGGACUGGAAAAGGGUUAAAGAGCCUUCCCUUUCACCUUUGGCAAAUAUGCAAGGAAUACUUGGAAAAGAAAGGGAUGUCAGGAAUGCUGUUGGGAGGAGGGACAGCUGUUUGUUUUUUGUCCUCCCCAAAGUACAUUCUAUUUAAAUAUUUACAUAUUCUCUUGCUGAAAGGCUUUAAUUUAUUUUCUAUACUUUUCUGAUUUAUUAUUAAGUUAUGAAUUUAAUUUAAUGGGUGGAGACAGAUUUGUAACUGCUAAUUCUUCCACUUCAAGUUGAAAAAGCAUUUCUGUCAUUUUUUUCACUCAGAGAAAUAUGAUGGUAGAAUUUUCUAACAGAUUUAAAUGGUUUCAUCGAGGCUAGUGCUUUGUCUUUUAAUAUUAUUGCUUGUUUUCAUGUACUUUAUAUAGUUUGUAAUCUCAGUAAGCUAUCUGAACAUCCAGUAAAACUAGAAAACUUGAGACAAUACUACCUUGAAGAGAAAGCAGUGGAAGACUAAUAAUAAAUGUCAUUGCAGAACAGUAAUAACGUAGAUAAUAAAGGAAAGCACUUGUAAAUGCAAAAAUUAUAUAUUUGUUAUUCAUAAACAGCUCUGAAUGGCCACUGGGUCCUUCAUUGAUUCACACAUACCUGUCCCAGCCUUGAUCACACCCUGGGGAUCUGUUCUGCACAGACUGCCCUGCAAAGUCACUGCAUCUAGAAUUGUGUACCUACUGAAGGCAUCUGUUUUAAGUAUUAGUUUAAACAAUCAGCAGUAUUUAAUGACAUGAAGCAUCUUGGAUUACAAAGCUCCUGCAGGGAUGGGAAAAGUAUAAACAGAGUUCCUGAGACUCCGGAGGAAACGCUUCAGCACAUGGUUGGUAUUACACUUGGGAAGUAAUCUUCUGAAAUAACAGAUCAUGGAAGACACCAGUUGUGUCUGUAGUCUUUGCUGGGCUGAGGCCUUGGUCACUAAUCAUGGUUCAAAAUUAAAGGUGUUUCACUUCAGUGUAAAAUGAGUUUUACAAGGAACAUGUUUGCACGCAGUACAGACCUUCAAUACACAAUUUGAAAGUAAUUUAGCAUGAGGAAGAGUCCCUGUUUAAUUUGAUAAUAGUAUAAUGCCUUUGGAUAGUUUUAAUUGUCAGAUACAUGACUGAUACACAGGAGCUAUUUGGUUUUGAGGAGUGGUGUGUAUGUACCCGAGGAAGCCUUGGAGAGUUGAUUGCCCCAUUUUUGUUGAGGUGACUGACAGCCUUUGGCAAGUUGUCACACAGGUACUGGCGUGAGCGGAAUCUCGGCCAGGAUUCGGUCAGUGCCCAGAACUCUGGGCUGGGCGGGAUCCUCAGUUUAGCGUUGAAGUGACUCUGGCAACUACAAAUCCCAGGGAGCAUUGCUGGGAGCAGGGUUGUGCAGGAGGGUUGGCAUCCUGCAGGCACCAAUGGCAGCCGAGAACUCCUGUGAUCCCUGCGUGUCAGCUGCCAGCGCUCCAAAGCACCGGAGAGAGCUGGAGAGCGGCGUGGGAGCUGCCUGUUGCCCUGGGCUGAUUUAAAGUCCUGUGUGAGCUCUGAAUUGAUAUUGUGUUCUACAACCUCUGUGCCGGCUGGAAAAAGCCCGUGGGAGUAGUGCCGAUGGAUGCGAUUCUGAACUGCAGCGCGGAGGAUUUGGAGGAUUACUACAACUUGCUAGGAUGCGACGAGCUGUCGACGGUUGAACAAAUUCUUGCAGAAUAUAAGAUUAAAGCCCUUGAAUGUCAUCCUGACAAGCAUCCUGGAAACCCCAAAGCAGUGGAGAGUUUCCAGAAGCUGCAGCAAGCUAAGGAGAUUCUCACUAACGAAGAGAGCCGGGCGCGCUACGAUUACUGGCGACGAAGCCACAUCACCAUCCCCUUCCAGCAGUGGGAGGCCCUGAGCAGCUCCGUGAAAACGUCAAUGCACUGGGCUGUCCAAAGUAAGAAGGACCAAAUGCUGGAGGCCCCUGACUUCAGUAAUACCAACAUAACUAAUGAGAUUUGGACCCAACAGAUGGAAAACAAUGAAGAUGGAUUGUUGGGAGGGAACAGAGAGCAAGAUGAUGUUGCAAUUCCUGAUGUGAAACCACAGUCUUCAAAGAAUCCAGACUCCCCAAGAUUUUCAGAGGGAAAUUACUGGCACUUGCGUUUCCGCUGGUCAGGUGAUGCUCCAUCAGACCUGCUGAGGAAAUUCAGAAACUAUGAGAUCUAAAAUGCAAAAUAUACCAGAGCAUGAGAUCACGUGUUCGACAGUGCAGUAUUUUUGUUUGUCAGCAGUUAUAAGUUAUUUGUGUUUUGUACUCACUCAUUGUAACGUGAACGUUGUUCCAAUCACUGUCUAAAUACUGGUUUAACACACGUGCUGUGAGCAUUGCAGGUGGAGGUCUUUUUGUUUAACAAGCAAAGCCUUUUCAGUAUUAACAUGAAAUGAUUUUGUGAAGUUAUCUAGUAUCUUAUAUAUUGUUUCUUGUAUUCUGAAAUACUGUGUAGUGGUUAAUAUUUCUCUGAGUGCUGUGAUGUUAUAAAGAACAUACUCUCAGAAGAACCAAAAGCCAAUGUUGGACUUCAGGGUAUCAUUCUGUUCAGAGAUGACCAUCCUAAAGCUCUUUGACAAUGAACUGUAAACAAAACUGUGCUUAUUUCUGAACUCUGUGCUCUGGUUCACUUCUCCAUGGCAUUGUACUCACUGCAGUGAUUUAUAAUGCAGGCAAUCACAAACUUAACUUGUUGGAGAAUUGUGAUCUUAUGAUAGAGAUGAAAAAAGAAGGCUCUUAUUAUCCAAGAAGGUCACUGUGAUAGAUCAAACACUCCUAAAAUAUCUCUUAAUUUCUACCCUAACGAGUACAGCUAUUUGCACCAGCUAUUUGUUUUGGAAGGCAGUUCCAAAACUUUACUUGUCCAGGUAGCAAUGUUUUUUAAUUAAGAUUUAUUGGUGGACAACUGAUCCUCCUUGUUAUGUGUGCCAGCGUUGUCCUUUGGCUUCACAGCAAUUUCCCACCCUGCUCAGGUGGGGGUCGACAUGGUUUUAUCAGGGUUUUGUAUGGUAGGAAUGAAGAAUCGGAGAAGUCAGCACUAAUGUGUACAAAAUCUCACAUGCUAGGUUUUUGAUAUUUUGGGCAGCUUCUCAAAUUCUACAUAGUUGUUUAUUUAUUUUGUAUUUGCUUUCUUCUUUGCAAAUCUGGCUAAUAUGUCAGACAUUGUGGUUUUGUGUAGGCAGAUAAUUCCAUCAGCAGCAAAUAAAACUGCCUGCAUACAGAAAAGGGGUUGCUUUCAUCUUUUUAAUUAAAUCUUUCACCCACCACAGAGAUCCCUUUAGAAUUUCUUAUUAUUUGUACCCUCAGUGGGUAAAAGCUUAAGAGAGCUUAAGUUAUGCAUCUUGGGCAUCUCACUGGGAAGUAUAACCUGAAAAGUACAGUGUUCUGCCAGCAUGGAAACAAUGCUAUGGUGGUGUCUGUCUCCCUCAUGCAGGGCUGAUGUGCUGACUGACCUACUGUGCUUCUCCUUGCAUAUUUUGCAGCUAGAAACAUUAUAGAGAUGAGAUUAAUAAUUCUCUAAUAUCUGGUAAAUGUAAUCAGUCUUUUUUUUUAGUGCAUUUGCUGCUUUACUUCAUACAAAGGUAUUUGCUCAAGAAAGACUUUCAGUCCAUAUUAUAAAGAGGGAUUGUAAACAGUGUCAAACAGUAGUAAUAGAAGAAACUCUGGUUCAUUUGAAGGAUAUACAGUAAUAGGGAACAAUUUUCCCUCUAACAAAAAAAUGGGAAUGCAGCCAGCUGGAGCACUUUGAAUCAGGUGGCAGCUCAGAUUCUCCUCUCACCAUUUCGCUUGCCAGUAAAAGUGAAAGGGGGUAGUUGGAUGGAUGAUUUAGCACUUAAUGAGCUGGUUUCUCUUGAGAAGUGAGUACACAAUAGACCUUUGAACAGCAGGCUCAUUGUUGGUGUCAUUAAAACUGAUGUGAUUAGCCAAUUAUUGCACGGUUUGUUUUGGCAAAGAACCUUUGGGUGUUUGUUCUGGAUGAAUAAUUGCAGAUAUUUGGAAGACUCUUAGCCUAGUGAAAGCUGAUGGCAAAACUUGUGUUUUGCAACAUGCCUGCUAGAGAUCAGUAUUGUAAUUUGUAUUUGCCCUCUGAAGAGGGCAGGUUUAUAACUGGUGCUCCAGAACACCAAUACCAUCAAUACAGCCUUUUUUCUUUUUCUAUUUCUCUGUGUGUUAAACUUGAAAUGGUUCUGUAUUUCUCAACUAGAGUUGAAUUAACGUAUUCCUAGCAGAGCAAACCCAGGGAUACUGGAAGGCCAGAGGAACUUGUGCAACUUUUUGCUUUUUUUCCCCCCAAAAAACAGGUGGGACCUGACCUGUUGGCUGGUAACAAUAGUUAGCUGGAAUAAGUGGGCAGCCUAGUUCUUCAUCAUGUAAGAAAGUAAAGAAAUAAACACCUGACAAAAUAGUCAGUGUUAGAUGACUCAGGGUCCACCCUCCGAGGGUAAGCUGCUUCUUUGCCUUUUUUUUUUUUAGAAGUUUUUCUGCUAGUAGCAUGAAAAGACCCAGCAAAUAUUCCCCAUGACAUUUUUAUCUACAGUGUGGUGCCUCGGCCUGGGCAGUGGUGAGCACGUUACACACUUCACAUGCUUAAAUUUUGACUGGGUCGGGAGUUGUGAGGUGGAUCUCAGGCUCUGAGAGGAUGUGAUAACGAGCCAGUGGUCAGGUGUACCUGGUUUUCAGUGGCACACAGAGAAUGUAACUUGCUUUACAAAGUGGAAACAACUGCAAGAGGUUGGUUGUGGGGGUGGGGAACAACAGUGACAAACCUGGACACGACAUGUUAGAUUAGGGCCCUUGAGUCUCAAGCUGGAGGAACAGGGCAGUUCUCUGCAAGUGAUGGUAAGGUCUCAUUUUCUUUUUUAGCACUUCUUGUGAGUUGUUUGGGUGGGUAACAAAGGGCUCUGAAUGUUCUGGGUACCUGAGGGGUCUGACUUGGUGUGUGCUUCCAUCACAACAACUGAGCAUUACCGUGCUGGAGUGCUACAGCUCUGAAUGACUUGGUAUGAGAAUAAACUGAGAGGUGAGCCCAGCUCCUCUGGAGUCCAGUCAGAAGUGUUAAUAAAGCUUGGCCAUUAGUGCACUUGUGAGGGCUGAAAAGCUUCAAUGUGGAAGUUAUGAGAUAGCAGAUGGGGGUGCAGGUGGAUGAUGACAAUAAAAUACAGAGAAUGGGGCAUGUUGUUGAAUGCUGUGUUUCUACGUGUUUGAGACUGUAUUUGUAAGAUCAGAAAUUAAGCAACUAUUUAGCCAGUUGUUUACAGUGUAACUGAGCAGCUGGGGGGGACCCUUGAAUUAUGUAAAAUUAUUAUAAUUUUAUUUACUGCUGUCAUACUUGUUGUGCAAAUGUGGAAUAUAUAAGACCGAGAAUGUUCUAGUUCUUGACAAACUUAUUGUUUUGCCAGUAUUUGCUAGGUUGUUUUGCCAACACUUCCCAAGUAGCAAUGUAAGAGUUAAAGUUUGGAUGAUGAAUACAGACAGUAUAUGACUUAAAAUCUCAGGCUGAGUAAUGCUGAAUGAUAGGUAAGGUUGUUUCCUGAAUGUUCUUUUCCUCUUUAAAUGAGAUUAAAAAAAAAAAAAAAAAAGUAGUUUAUAAGUUUUAUAGUAGAAGCAAGUAUCCUGAUGAUGAUUAAAAUAGAUACUGGGUAGCUUUAAUUUCCUGAGCAUGAACAUUGCUAUCUUACCUUCCCAGCAGCUCAUCUCUCAUUUCAGGAUAUGAAAGUGUAAGCAGUGAGACUGUUGUAAAGCUGAUGAAAUUACACAGCUAAAGAUAAAGCACCUCAGUAAGUUGUCAGGCUCUGUCACUGUCAGAUGGGGAGACGUUUAUCAGUUAGUUCAUGCUGGGUAUUUUUGUGGCAGCCCAGUGUACACACUCAUCCUGCUGUUCCAGGAGUUGCCAAGCCUCCCCAUGAUGGCAGGCACUGGGUCUGUGUGUGCUUUCACCUUCACUGUGUUUAGUCUCGUCUCCCUCUGGUGUUAACGAAGAUGAGACUCUUCAGGUACUCUGUUUGUCCCAGCUUUGAAGGGCUUGUGUCUGAGUUAUUACAGUGGUACACAGGAUAAACUUGGAGCUUUUAAAUGUUUCAGGUCUCUGAUGGAUAUUCUAACCUGUCACAGGUGAUGGAUGCUGGAGAAAAUGAUUUUUCUUUCCUCUAUUCCAACUUCACACUGGUUUGCUCUUUCUCCCUUCUUCUGGAGCAGUAAGGGAGAGGGGCUACUUCUAGAAAAUGAAGUUUUUUGCCAAAGUUCAGAAGGUUUCCAGCUCUGAUAUGUGUUGUGGUACUCAGUGCUUUGGACAAAAUGAUUUGCCUGCUGCUUUGUCAAAAGUGCUUCUCUUAAAAUACGGAAGGACUCUUGGCACCAAAGGCAGACAGCUUUUCUAGGGAGAUGCAGUUUGACUCUUGGGCGUCAGUCCUUACAGAAACGACUUUGUUAGGAUUGUCAGAGCUGGUCAUUCAUUUCCAUGGAGCCCCCAGAUUCUGGCUGGGUGGAGAGAGGACUGUCAGCUCCUCCUCUUCCUCACAGACUUUGUGCAACAGACUUUGUGUGAAUGAUGUCUCUGGGUGGGUGGUGGGCAGGAGAAUGAGCAGAAAGGCCCAGAGGAGUAAGAGACUGUUGCAGCUCGUUGGCUCUGGGUGCCUUUGGUGUCUUCUGCUACCUGAGGUCCUGAGCCCAGGACGCUGGUGCUGUGUCUGGAGCUUUAGUAGGCUGCUUGGCAGUCCUUACUUAUUUUCUUCUGUAAUUACAAAAAAUAACUGCAAUUAAACCCAUAUGGUUCUUCCCCUUUAGUGCCUUGAUGGGAACAUUUUCAUAACCCUCGCUGAUGGGUGAGAGUGGGAAAGAACUUGGGUAUUUGCUGCUGCUCUUUUUUCAACUGCAAAGUUUGGGGGGAAAUCUCUUUCAAGUUGAAAAGGUUCACUGAAUGCAAAUACUUCCUUACAUUGAGCAGAGUUUUGUUGUUUUUCUGACAGACUGGCCUCUUGUUUUUCAAUAUAAAAUUUAAAAUAAGGACAUAUUUUGGUGUCAGUCAUUUGAUAUUUUCAGCCCCAGCAUGGUCCAGUGAAAAGGACAUCCUGAAGUAAACUUCCUAACAAACGUUUAUUUGGGUUGGUGCUUUGCCUUCAGAUUUAUGAAAACAAUGAAACAUGUCUUUUGGAAAUAAGACCCUGAAACUGGUCAGAAAAAAACCUGUCAACUUCUUCCAUGAUACAGUGGAAAAGAAGGAUUAGCUUGGCCAAUGUUUAGGAAUUUGAGUCUUUUAAUACUAUCUCUUUAUUAAUUUGGAAAGCCCCCCAAAACUGCGUUACACAAAAUAGUGUUUCUCCCUUCUGUUUGAGAUUACAGAGGUGGGAAGAAUCUUCAAAUUAUAAAGGAAAAAAAAAAAUUAAAUUCUUGGCUCAUUAAACAAAAUCAGGCCUUAUAUGUGGAAAAUAGGGUAGUUUUUUUAAAGUUAUCUGAAAUGUGCACACUCCCUCAAAAUGUUGAUAUUUUGCAGAGUGACUAACAUGUACUGUUCUUAACACAAAAUUUUAAGCUGCUGUGAGAAUAUAAAUAUGCUAAGGAGAAAGUAGCACGUACUGCACCUUGGCAAAGGAUAUAUAAGUUGGUAUUGAAUUUAAAAACUGCCUCCUCUGCAAUGUCUGAGAUAAGAUGUGCAAUUCCAGUAUCCACUGGCACAUACUUUCACCUGUGAGAACUUAAGAGAAAUGCCUUAUAUUAUGGUCAUAUAUUACACAGUCCCAUUGUCAGUUAUUUAGCAGUUUAAAAUUCCCUUUAAAGUGUACCUUCUAACUUACAUGUGCCCUAACAGGAACAAACACCAAAACCUGAAAUCCCUGGAAAGCCUGGUUAGGGAGCUUUUUGAAAUGUUCAUAUUUUGCUGCCAGCUUAAACAAUUGUUUGUUUGUUCCCUCUUUUAUUUUGUUCUGAGCAGGAAUAAAUCACUGUUUCCUUUUC
Molecule: messenger RNA, 9647 nt
Organism: Pseudopipra pipra
Lineage: Eukaryota; Metazoa; Chordata; Aves; Passeriformes; Pipridae
Gene: DNAJC12
Product: DnaJ heat shock protein family (Hsp40) member C12
Exons: 6
Coding region: 3284-3874 (196 amino acids)
Cellular component (GO): cytoplasm
Source: RefSeq, a predicted model, not a curated record